UAUGAAUGAACAGAUAAAUGUAAUUGUUAACAAACUUUAAUUGAGGUGAAGAUAAGCAAUAAACAGAUGCAGACUACAGUUGUUGCAUUGAUUUCUUUGCACAAUGUUUCCUAAACAGCAUAUUUAAGAUAAAGUAAAUAAAAUUGUGGGUCCAAUAGUGUCACCAGCAUGGAGAGAGAAGCAGAGUUUAUGUUUCAGAUUACUGACACUCCGUUCAAACUGAAUUAAAUAGAUUUGAGACAAUAUUUUUCACUCCGAGUCCCUGUAAACUCUACAGAGAGCACAAUUUGGCAUGAAGGGUCACAAGUAUUCCAAAUAUUUGUUUUAUUUAUAUAGAGAGAGAGAAAUAAAAGAAUAUUUGUAGUCAUCCCAUUAAGACAUUAUAUGACCCAUGGACUUGAACUUUGUGACCCAGAGGUAGGGACAUUGCCAUGGUGCCAUGAACAAUGUUUUUGUAUGUUAUUUGCGUGCUCAAAGUUUUUAACUAAAUCCAUUCGCUCUGUCUCUCCAAUGAACAGAUUAUAUAAAAUGCCGACCGCAGGAGUUCCUGCAGCUGAUGAUUCAGCAGGUUGCUGCAGACCAGGUGUGGCUGAUUCUGAAGCUCACUUCAUUUCGGCGGCUCCCCAGACUCUUCAAGAUAAUGGAUUCUUGGCUAGUUAUCCGGAUGCUCCUGCUGACUGUGACACCUCGGAUAGCAGACCAUCCACUUCCACUGCCUUCCAUGCUGCCGACACAAGGAGCACUCAGAAAAUCGUCCAGAUUGAUCGGCAGCAGAUCCAAGCCGUGGACCAGAGUGCCCAGGCUCUGGAGCUGCGAGGUCUCGGAGUUGAUGUCUACGACCAGGAUGUAUUGGAGCAGGGGGUUCUCCAGCAAGUGGACAGAGCGAUUAGUGAAGCCAGUCAAGCCGCCAAAAGAGCAGAUGCAGAGAAAGAGUACUGUUCUGUUUUAGAUGAUCUGAGGUCCACCACCAUCUGUCUGAAGCAAACAAAUAAGAUCAUUGAGCAGUUGACUCCUCAUGCUGCUACAAACAAGGAAGUAAGGAGAAAGCUGGAGUCUGUGAAAAGGCAGAAGGAUAACAAGGAAAGACAGUUGAAAAAGAUAAGGGCCAAACAGAAACACCUCCAGGCAGUGCUCAGUGGUGCUGACAUUCAGAAGCUUGAAGCUGAAUACGAAUCGUGCGAUGAAGAACCAGGUCCUUCAUCGUUAGGAAGUAUGUUAAUGCCGGCACAGGAAACAGAAUGGGAGCAUCUCAUCCGCACCGGACAGAUGACACCCUUCGGCACUAAAAUACCUCAGAAAGAAACAAAAAAGGAGCCUCGCAAGAUCAUGCUGAAUGACGCAUCAGACUUUGAGAAGUAUCUGGCCGAUCAGGCAAAGAUGGCUGCGAUUCGGAGGAAGUCCUUCACAAAAAGAGCCAAGAGGAGAAAAACAGCAGUGUCUGUGCAGGCCGAAACUGAGACAUCAGAUGACAAAACUCAAAAUCCAAAAGGUGGCCCCAAGAAAAAUAGCACUGUGUCAAGAACAGACCGCAAACUGAAAAAGCAUUUGCAGAAACUGCAGCGCAAGACUCUUGAGAUUAAAUUUAAAGCUGGAGCUCCAAUCAAGAAGAACUCCCUGCAAGAGUUGGUGGGAGGGCGAGAAGACAGAGGCUCAGACAGUGAAGAGUCACUCUAUGUUCCUGAUGAGGAGUUACUUUAUCCAGAUGAAUUUGGUAACAGCGAUGAUGAAGUGUCCGAUAAUGGCACAUUUAAGAAAGCACCAAAGAAAAGGCAAAAGCAGAGUCACUCAGAUGAAGCUUUCUCACCAAGCUCAGGCGAAGAUGAAUCGAGACGCAGAAUAAAAGCACACAAGGAUGAUGGAAAUGAAGAGCUGUACAGGAAAAGAUUGAGGAAGUGGAAAAGGAAGAGGCUGAUGGAAAAGGCAGAGCAGCAAGCUAAUGGCGAAGGUGCAGAGUCUGACGAAAGCGAUGCCGAAUUUGAUGAGGGGUUCAAGGUGCCUGGCUUCUUUUGGAGAAAGCUAUACAAGUAUCAGCAGACAGGUGUUCGUUGGCUUUGGGAAUUACACUGCCAACAGGCAGGAGGAAUUUUGGGGGAUGAAAUGGGACUGGGCAAGACCAUCCAGAUAAUUGCCUUCUUGGCAGGCCUGAGCUACAGCAAGAUAAGGACACGAGGCUCAAAUUACAGAUAUGAGGGCUUGGGUCCUGUGGUCAUUGUUUGCCCAGCAACAGUGAUGCACCAGUGGGUGAAAGAAUUCCACACAUGGUGGCCACCAUUCAGAGUAGCAGUCCUGCAUGAGACGGGUUCCUUCACCAGCAGGAAGGAGAGGCUCAUUCGAGAAAUUGCGGCAUGUAAUGGUAUUCUGAUCACCUCGUAUUCCUACGUCCGAAUUAUGCAGGAGUCCAUUGCGCACUAUAACUGGCAUUAUGUAAUUUUAGAUGAAGGGCACAAGAUACGAAAUCCAAACGCUGCAAUUACUGUUGCGUGUAAACAGUUUCGCACUCCACAUCGCAUUAUCCUGUCUGGUUCGCCGAUGCAGAAUAACUUGAAGGAGCUCUGGUCUUUAUUUGACUUCAUUUUUCCAGGAAAGCUAGGAACAUUGCAAGUCUUCAUGGAACAAUUUUCUGUCCCUAUCACAAUGGGAGGCUAUCAAAAUGCCUCACCUGUUCAGGUGCAAACUGCCUAUAAGUGUGCUUGUGUUUUACGGGACACCAUAAAUCCAUACUUGUUGCGACGAAUUAAAGCCGAUGUAAAAAUGAAUCUGGCAUUGCCAGACAAGAAUGAACAGGUUCUAUUUUGUCGCUUAACAGAAGAACAACGUGAAGUCUACCAAAACUUUAUAGAUUCCAAGGAAGUCUAUCAGAUUCUCAACAGAGAAAUGCAGGUAUUCUCUGGCCUGAUAGCUCUCAGAAAGAUCUGUAAUCACCCCGACCUGUUUUCUGGUGGCCCCAAGAUUCUGAAGGGGGUGCCUGAUGAGCAGCUGACAGAAGAAGAGCACUUUGGGUAUUGGAAACGAUCUGGAAAGAUGAUUGUAGUCGAUGCGUUGCUAAAGCUGUGGUACAAACAAGGACAUCGAGUACUUCUUUUCUCUCAAUCCCGACAGAUGUUGGACAUCUUGGAGGUGUUCAUACGGAAUCUGGGCUAUUCAUAUCUUAAAAUGGAUGGAACAACUUCAGUAGGUUCUAGACAGACACUCAUUUCUAGAUACAAUGAGAAUUCCUCUAUAUUUGUCUUCCUCCUCACAACUAGAGUUGGUGGUUUGGGAGUAAACUUGACAGGAGCAAACCGCGUUAUUAUCUACGACCCUGACUGGAACCCGAGUACUGACACACAGGCCCGAGAGCGUGCUUGGAGGAUAGGUCAAAAGAAACAGGUUACUAUUUACAGGUUACUAACAGCCGGAUCAAUUGAAGAAAAAAUCUACCACCGGCAAAUUUUCAAGCAGUUCCUGACUAAUCGAGUAUUGAAGGACCCAAAGCAGAGACGGUUUUUCAAAUCUAAUGAUCUUACAGAGCUUUUCACGUUAAGCAGUCCAGAUGGUACUCAGGGAACAGAAACAAGUGCAAUUUUUGCAGGCACAGGUUCGGAUGUUUACGCUCCUACCAGAAAAAAAACUGGGAAAAGCUCCAGUUCAUUCAGGAAGAGAAAUGUCAUGCUAUCAGAUCAGGAUUCCAGCAAGCAAGUCAAGUUACCACCGGAUUUGUCUCUCCAGUGCCAUUCAGACAAAAGUCAGUCAGGAAAACUUUCUGUUAACCCACAGACUGAAUUAAAAGAGAAUAGUGUUUUUGGCAGUGGUGGAACUGUUACUCAGGUAAAACAAGAAAUAAAAAGUGCUGAAUUUCCAACUGUUUCACAGUCUGAAUAUCGAAGGCUUGAUCAACCAACCAAUUCUGCACAUAAGGAAACUGACAACAAUAACGUAGAAUCUGCACUCAGCAAUAAAGCUGGACUACUUGAUCAUGGCCACACACCGGGACAAAUCAUUCUAAACGAGGAGAGGAAAGAUUGCACUCAGAACUCAGAAAAACUGCAAAAUAUAAGUAGCGCUGACUUAGAAGAAACUGGCAACAGCCAUGAACUUCAUCAUAAACACCAAUCUAAAACAAAACAUCAAAUAACGAAGAGUGAGCACGAUGAUGCUCUUUCAGUGUACAAACACAAACACAAAAAACACAAACGCCACAAAGAUGCAUAUUUUGAAGGCGAGCGUAUCCCCCACUUGGUAAAAAGGCAGAAAAUCAAAAAGAGGGAUCAUGAGGAAGAGCAGAAAGAAAAGGAAGUCUGCAGGCAGAGUGAUGAUUAUGUCUUGGAAAAGCUGUUCAAAAAAUCUGGAAUCCACAGUGUGAUGAAGCAUGAUGUUAUUAUGGAGUCAUCCAAUCCUGAUUAUGUAUUAGUUGAAGCAGAAGCUAAUCGAGUUGCUCAGGAGGCUUUGAAAGCUUUGAAGGCUUCGAGACAGCGUUGCCUGGGUGUCUCUUCUGGUGUGCCAUCCAGGAUCAAUAGCAGUCAGCUGUCAGGAACAGCAGCUGCUGUAAAGCCAAGAUUUGGUCAGAAGAAAAAUCCACUGCUUCCAACUAGCAGUCCUUCUUCCAAAUCCACUCCAGAAAAAUGCAAGGAUGCUGCUGUAAUUGAAAAGGACGAAGCUGCCAAAUCUCACUUCAGUGGCGUUCCAUCAGAAGAAGAGGCAGGUCGUGUGCUCCCAUCCUCUUCCUCGUUACUGGCCAAAAUGCGAGCAAGGAAUCAUUUGACUUUGUCUCAAAGCCUUGAAAUUGAUGAGAGCUCUGAGCCUGCAGCAGUGCCCCCGCCUGUACCAACCGAGCACGAUGAGCUAUUGGUGGAAAUGAGGAACUUCAUUGCAUUCCAGGCUAGCACUGAUGGGCAAGCCACAACUACUGAGUUGUUACAAGAGUUCCAGUCCAAGUUAUCACCUGCACAGACAGCUGUUUUCCGAGAACUUCUUAGAAACUUGUGCACUUUCCACAGAAACGCAUCUGGGGAUGGGAUCUGGACACUGAAACUAGAAUUCCGAUGAACUUUCCUGGUGCUGCUACUAAUCAUGUCAGUACUGUCACUGAGAACUAAGUUUAAUUGCUGCUAAAUAAUGCAAUAAUUUCAUUAGGAAAGCUUGAAUUAUCCAUGACAAAUUUGUGUUGUCAAAAAGGAAACUUGAAGAUAGGGAACUGAUUUCAGUUUGCUUCUUUGCAGGGAUAAAAAUUUAGCACUGAAAAAAAGACUGCAAGAAAGCUGUAUUUUAUUGUCAGUGACAUAAACUUAAAGAUUUUUAACUUGCAUUGUGUUUCCUGAAAAUUUAAUGUUGACUAGUUGCUAUGGACAGCAUGUGAAAAAGAACAUUGUGUUGUGUCAGGUUUAAAUUCAUGAUUUCAAAGCACUUCUUUUGUAUUCCUGAAUAUGACCAUAUUGCUCCUGAGAUGUCUGAAAUUUUAUACCUGAUUCCAUUGGAAGGCAAAGUUGGGGAAUGCUUAAUUAGCAUAGCCCAAUUAUAUUGGUAAAUAAUACACAAUUGUAAAUAUUAAUUAAAAACUAAAUGUAUACAACAUCUUAAAUAAACCAAAGAUGUUUUCUACUUUG
This is a messenger RNA of Chiloscyllium plagiosum (whitespotted bambooshark), 5582 nucleotides long. It is a transcript of the gene ercc6, whose product is annotated as excision repair cross-complementation group 6. NCBI's taxonomy places the organism in Eukaryota, Metazoa, Chordata, Chondrichthyes, Orectolobiformes, Hemiscylliidae. The record is from RefSeq and is a predicted model, not a curated record. Gene Ontology annotation, cellular component: nucleus. Gene Ontology annotation, biological process: transcription-coupled nucleotide-excision repair. Gene Ontology annotation, molecular function: ATP binding; ATP-dependent activity, acting on DNA.